AAGAUAAUUGUUUUUUGUUGGACAAAAGUAAAAAUCCUUUUACCGGAUGGUCUAAGCUCGUAGCCCCGUCAAGGGAAAACCUGAACCAAAAAGAAAAAAGCAGCGGAGGUGACACCUCAAAAAGCGACUCAACGGACGCUUCCGGACGAAGGGAUAAUGUCAAAUCAAGCACAGAUCGACUACGACAAGCAGUUCCAGGAUGACCUGGCCAAGGCGACCGCCCUGAGUCUGGAGCAGCAUGCCCUCGAUGACUACAGGCGAAACAAGAAGUACGGCUCUGGGUAUCAGCAAAGCUCCUCUCUUGCUAGCCGAGAUUACCAGGCGGCGCAUCGUAGUCAGAGCGUGAAUCAACCACGACGCCACUCGGAGGUUCAUCCGGUGGUCAUCAGUCCGGGAAAUGCGGAACGAUCUCGCACUCCGCCGGCCCAGGGGACGGAUAACGAUCUGAUCUGCUUCGCAAGUCCUACCAGCAAGCAGCCCGAGAGUAGCAGCCCCUUUGGCAAACUUAUCGAGGAUCUGCAGCGGAUGCAGCCGAUCAAUCCGCAGUCAGCUCUGGUGCCUAUGGGUCCAGCUGCGUCGGCUUCGAUUCCCCCUCAAUACGGUUAUCCACCUCACCAGCAACGUCCAACUGCUGUUCAACCGCCACCGUAUGGCAUGGUGGCAGGAGGAGUUGUGGGCGGACCUGCUUACGGUGACCUGCAGUUGGUGCCCUACCAACCAGCUGUCCAGCAACAGAGGCCACUGAACAGCGAGGAGCUCCAGCGGCUGUACAGCAUGCCCGCUCAAAUGGCCGUGGCCCCUGUGCCGCAACAAAACGCCUAUUUGUACUAUCCCGGAGCUGUGGUUACACCAUACACGGCUCCCAUAGUCCCCGGAUCGGCUGCAUUUAUGCCGCCGCAGUAUCCCGCACAGGGAUAUGGUUUUGGAGGUGCUUAUACGCACAUGGAUUUGCGGCGACCCCAAUCGCAACCAGCUCCAGCUCCUGCAGCACCGACAACAAGUCAUCACAGCCAACCGUCCAACCAUUCCACUUCCUCCGCUGUGGAGUCCAACGGAGUAGCCUUCCAGGCGCGUCGCCAAGUGCCCUCGUCCGGUAGUGUGAGCUCCAUUAGCCACACCGGAAACAAUGGUCAUUCCUCCGGCCCACGCAGGGGUAACGAUUUGAUAGACCUCAACCACGAGGACUACUCCCGUGUGAGUGUGCUGGAGGCUUUCGAUCCCCUGCUAAACGACAAUACUGGCAACGACAGCGCCUCCGACAGCACAUCCUACUAUGCGGAAUACGAUCCCUUUGACUUUCUGUACAGCGGAGAUGCAGGAACCCAAUAUUCAGAUCCAAUGUAUGAGGCAGUCAACAGGUGGGACAAAACUGCGGCCACCGUGAGUCCGAAUGUCGGUCUGAUCGGUUGGCGCCAAGACUUUCUCAGCCAGCCAUCUACAUCCACAUCGCAGUAUGGCGAUGUGCCGCCAGAAGAGAAUCUAAAGCUGUCGGAGAACGGAUCUGGCAGUAUCUCGCCUCCUCCACCGUUGCCACCCAGGAACCAGCAGAGCUAUGAAGCGAAUCAGGCACCCAUGCCAGUCUCCAAGCCUCCUCAGUCUACUGUUCUGACGGACAGCUACACCUCCAGCAUUCCGGCCAGUGUGGUGCUGGACCGCCGGAAAACUUGUACACGCCUGUACGAAUUGAUCAGCGACCAGCGCACUGAUGAUCCCGAACUGCUGGAGUUUUACCAUAUGGUUAAGGAGGUCAGGUCGCGCUAUCCGCACGACGAUGCGCCCACCAAUGUGGGCCACGUUGUGGCCGCCGAGUUUAACUACCACUACAUGAUGGACACCAGCAUUAAGGUGAUUGUGCAUCCGGCCCUAAACACACUCCAAUCGCACGUCCUGGCUGCCUCCAUGGCCAAGGAGCAGGUGAAGGGGUAUGGAAUGCCAGUUACAUUCACUUGUGACAUUGACUCGGUUGUGGCACAGGUGGUGGCACAAGCCUUAGCCUCGCUGGAGGGACAGGUCAAGGGUACCGUUACAGAUUACGCGGUCAAGCCCAUUGGUCUCCUGGAGUGGCUGGCACCCACCUCGAAACUUAGUCAGCUGGAGUGCGUCCACAAUAGCUUCCAAUUGGAGAAGGACGUACAUUUGGGCCUGUGCCUCAGUACGGCGGCAAACAUGCAGGCAAUUGCGCGAACAGAGCGGGAUGAUGAGCACGAUGCGGACUUGCUACCGGAGCAUCUUCUUCCCAACGAGGUGGUGCCAAUUGUGACCUACGACAACAUGAUGAUACUCAUUGAAACGCUAGAGAUGGAGAUUGAUAAGCUGGAAUCGGCGGCAGACGGCGUGCCCGGACGUAGUGUCGUGAGCUGCUCCGGAGUUGUCCAAGCAGUGAAGGCGAUAUGCGCUCUGCUCGGCUCAAUCGACACAAUGGAAAUUGCACGAUGUGUUGCCGAUCUGAAGCGCAUUUGCGAGGUGGAGCAAAAGAAGUACUCGACGGGUGCUAGUAACCCAGAGAUUGUCAGUGACUACGGUGAUUACGCUCAAGUUGUACUUCGUCCGCGCUCCAUGUUGGAGCAGAUCAAGGUCAAGUGCAAUGAGCUGCGAGACGCUGUGCAAGAGCUGGUUGAGUUGUACGCGAAUGUUUUCCGGGUGGCAUUCUCCGUCAAGACACCCGAUUACUCAACAACACCCAUACCCAUUUCCUGCGUAUCCAAGCCAAUUGUGGUUUGCAUAAGCUGUCUACACAGGCCGCCACUGAAUUGGAAGUUCGACGAUUACUCACUGUGCGUUCAAAUCGUUUAUGGUACGCGCCUGCUGUCGAAGCCGAAUGUGCUGACCUGCUCCAACGAUACAAGUGGAGGACUGUUCCCUCGUCUCAACUUCAGUGCCUGGUUGACUUUCGAUCAGCAUCCCAUCUGCACUCUGCCCAGGGAGGCCCGCCUUACGUUCGUCUUGUAUGGCAAACAGGCGGCCAGCGAAGGCGAACCCAAUGCCGAACAGAAUGGAGAGAGGCGCCAGGUGACCACAGAACUGGGCUGGUGCUCUAUCCAGCUGUUUGACUUUAAGCGAGUGAUGAUCUGCGGCCCCUACUUACUGUCCCUAUGGCCCCCAACGACGGAUAAAAUGCUUGGUCCAGCGCCGGCGCGUGGCUGUCAUCCGCAACCCGACUUUUGCCCUGUUCUGAGCAUUGAGGUACCUCCGUAUGGAGGCCGCAUAGAGUUUCCCGAGCACCAGGAGGCGCCAAAACCUGCACCACACUACGAUUUUGCAUCUCUGGAUGCAAAUCUUCAAGAAGAGCUGCUGGACACCGCAGAGCUGGGCUACACAGGAGCCACAGAGCGACGUGAAGUGUUCUGGGAAAAACGACUCUACCUGCAGAACUAUCCAAAUGCCCUGCCAAAGGUUCUUCAUGCCGCCCACAGUUGGGAUUACGCCAAUUUGAUAGAUUUGCAUGCGCUUCUUCACUCCUGGGCACCACUCUCGCCGUUGCAGUCUCUGGAGUUACUGCUGCCCCGAUAUCCGGAUGCAAAGGUGCGCGAGAAAGCCGUGGAGUGGAUCUCUAGGAUGCCCAACGACCAGCUCGUGGACUUUCUGCCCCAAUUAGUGCAAAGUUUGAAACAUGACACAUACGAAGGCUCGGCCAUGGCUCGAUUCUUGCUGUCCAAGUGCCUGGAGUCACCGCGCUUUGCCCAUCACAUGUAUUGGCUGCUUGUGCACAGUCUGCCUGACGAUCCUCACAACUCCAUUGGAGCAGCUAUGGUGGAUCAGGAGUAUGACGAGUCCCAGGUUACCCAGGUUCGUUACUACCGCCGAAACAAAAUGAUGCUGCGAGCUCUAAUGGCGAUUUGCGGCGAGAAGAUGCUCCAGCGAUUUAUGUAUCAGCAUCGAAUGUGUCAGAAACUUACCACUAUUGCGGAGUCGGUCAAAGAAGCUAAGGAGUCGAUGCGCCAGAAAAGCCUAGCCGCAGGCAUGGACGAGGUACAUCAAGACUUGCUGGAGAAGCCCACUUGCCUGCCCCUGGGACCAGAACUGGAGGUAACUGGAGUGAGUGUGCGAAACUGUAGCUACUUUAACUCCAACACGCUGCCGCUGAAGAUCAACUUCGUGGGACCUGAUGCCGAGUCUUUACCGGCAAUCUUUAAGUGCGGAGAUGACUUGCAGCAGGAUCAGUUGACCAUACAGCUAAUUAGGAUUAUGAACAAAAUGUGGUUAGCCGAACGAUUGGACCUAAAAAUGGUCACCUUUAACUGUGUACCUACGGGAUACAAGAGCGGCAUGAUUGAGCUGGUUAACGAGGCGGAAACGUUGAGAAAAAUACAAGUGGAGUGUGGUCUGACGGGCUCCUUUAAGGAUCGCCCCAUUGCCGAGUGGUUAGGCAAGCAGAACCCCAGUCCACUCGAGUACCAGAGUGCGGUGCGAAAUUUUACGCUAUCCUGUGCUGGAUACAGUGUGGCCACGUAUGUGCUAGGCAUCUGUGAUCGGCACAAUGACAACAUCAUGUUAAAGAAAUCGGGUCAUUUGUUUCACAUUGAUUUUGGCAAGUUUCUUGGCGAUGCCCAGAUGUUUGGAAACUUCAAAAGAGAUCGCACCCCGUUCGUCCUAACUUCCGACAUGGCCUAUGUCAUAAACGGCGGAGACAAGCCCUCCACUGAUUUUCACUAUUUUGUGGACCUAUGUUGUCGAGCCUUCAAUAUUGUGCGGAAAAAUGCGGAUCUGCUUCUGCACACCCUGGCCCACAUGGCUACAGCCGGCAUGCCGGGAGUUAACUCAAAUGCUGUGCAGUAUGUGCGUCGCGCCCUAUUGCCAUCACAAUCGAAUCCCGAGGCGGCGGCUACGUUUGCCAAGAUGAUCCAAUCCUCGUUGAAAAGCUGGUUCACACAAUUCAAUUUCUUCCUGCACAAUCUGGCCCAGAUGCGAUUCACCCCAGAUGAGGGAUCAGGAGAGCUGCUAUCGUUCGUGCCACGAAAAUAUACAAUGCAGCAGGAUGGUCGCUUGAAGAUCGUAAAGGUUGUGUGUUUCCAGAAGCACUACAGUAUGGAAAAGUUCUAUAUGUAUAUUCUGGAAGUGACGCGACAUGGACAGCCCGAUCCGACACAUUUGUUCCGGUCAUAUCGUGAAUUCACCGAAUUCCAUCAGAAGUUAUGCAUGCACUUCCCUCUGGUUAAACUGCAUAGUCUACCGGCUGGUGUGCAUGUGGGGCGUUCCAACAUCAAAUCUGUGGCAGAAAAACGACUACCUCUUAUACAGCGAUUUUUGAAAUCGCUGUUCGAUGCGUCCGAGGAAAUAGCCCAUUCCGAGCUCGUUUACACAUUCUUUCACCCGUUGCUGCGCGAUCAGCAGGAGGCCAAGCUGGAGAUGCAGAAGAUAAAAGAGGUGAAGCGACAACCGUCGCGGGAUAAUCCCAACGAGAUUGGCCAAAUACGACUAUCGCUGCAAUAUCAACGCGGCGUACUUACUGUGAUGAUACACCACGCCAAAGGACUGCCCAUGCUACAGGGCGGUCAGGAGCCCAACACUUAUGUGAAGUGCUACCUGAAACCGGAUCCCAAAAAGGAGACCAAACGCAAGACCAAAGUGGUGCGCAAGACCUGUGUGCCCAGUUUCAUGGAAACGUUGGAGUACCGAAUGCCACUGAAUAUUAUUCAAGAGCGCCGCCUUCAGGUUACGGUUUGGUCGCACGACACGCUGCAGGAGAACGAGCUGCUUGGAGGCUUCGAAUUGGAUCUGUCGAAGCACGAUCUGCGACAGGAGCUCGUCGACUGGCAUCGUCUGGGCUCGGUGCCCAGGAACUGACCAGAUCCGAGGGACGAGCUCUGAACCUCUUGGGACACUCUGCCUACCGACAAUCAGGCCUAGGAUAAUGCAAUACUAAUAUAUGUUUGUGCCUGUCUUCUUUCGAUCGCAAUAAUACUUACUUACUCAAAGUGAUUGUACAUUCCAUAUAUACCAAUAUUAUAAAUAACUUAACUAACAGUAGUAGUAUUAUUUCGUAAAUUGUGUGCCUCAGAUGUAAAUAUUUUAUAACGACCACGAAAACAUUCUUUGGACAUCUAAAUGUAAUUUUAACUAUAAAGUAUAACUCUGCACAUGCUUCCUUUAUAUACAUUUGGAAUCAUAAAACACUUAAAAUUAAUCAAUUUUAUUGUGCACCUUGGGAAUUCAGAAAACGAAAUAUAUUGGUAGUUGUCAGUUUGAAAAAUUCUGUUGUCGGCCACCGGUAAAUGUUCUUUUGAUGUAGUUUAACAAAAGUUCAGUAUUAUGGCUAUAAUUCUAUUAGAGAUUAUUAAAAACCCUCCAAGUCAAAGAAUAUAUCAUUACUUACUUUUCUAUGCGUUUCUAAUUACUUACUGAUAAAGUUCUACAGAAUAACGCACAGACAUCUAUGCUUUCUGAUUUAAUCUGUAAAUGUGUUUAAUUACUCAUUAAUAUUUACCAAAUUUCGUUCAGUGUCUGAGUCUACGAUCGACUCUUAACUGAACAACAAAUUUACAAAAGUAUAGAAAAUUACUACCAGAGAGAACAAGAACUAAAAGUGUCUUAACAAAUUAAACGAAUAUUGUAAAAUACAUAAUAAGAGCACAUGCCGCAAACAACAGAUUAUAUUUUUAUAGAACAAAAAAACAUUUAAGAGCUACAUCUGCCUGAGUAUUGAAAAUAGUACUUCGAUACUGAUUCAAAACUAUCAAAGACGUAUCUAAUGUUUUCAUAAAAUUAUAAUUGUUACGUAAAAUUCUGUAAUUUCUGUAAGUGUUGAGAAGUCGUAAACAUUUUUGCUGGCGGUAAUCACUUUUGGCACAAAUAUAUGAGCAUUACAAAUUCAUAAA
Molecule: messenger RNA, 6815 nt
Organism: Drosophila yakuba
Lineage: Eukaryota; Metazoa; Arthropoda; Insecta; Diptera; Drosophilidae
Gene: Pi3K68D
Product: phosphatidylinositol 4-phosphate 3-kinase C2 domain-containing subunit beta
Exons: 17
Coding region: 157-5784 (1875 amino acids)
Biological process (GO): phosphatidylinositol-mediated signaling; cell migration; phosphatidylinositol-3-phosphate biosynthetic process
Cellular component (GO): cytoplasm; plasma membrane; phosphatidylinositol 3-kinase complex
Molecular function (GO): phosphatidylinositol binding; 1-phosphatidylinositol-4-phosphate 3-kinase activity; 1-phosphatidylinositol-3-kinase activity
Source: RefSeq, a predicted model, not a curated record